Molecule: messenger RNA, 905 nt
Organism: Parathielavia appendiculata
Lineage: Eukaryota; Fungi; Ascomycota; Sordariomycetes; Sordariales; Chaetomiaceae
Exons: 1
Source: RefSeq, a predicted model, not a curated record
CCCCCACUGUGUGAAUGUCAGAGGUCACCGGCCACCACCGCAUCUGUAUACCUGGAUCUUUGCAAAAUCGAUCUUCCUUUCUUCUUUUGAGGCACCUGGUGGAAUAUUUUGUCUUUUCCAGAUGUCUGGUGCAGCGCGCGGCGCUUCAGACAUCAUCGACGUCAUGAGAGGCGAUUCGGGAUCCCCAGGAGUGGGAUGUCGCCGCCCGCAGCGCAAGAGGGUGAGAACGAAAAGAGCGAUGGAGUCAAUGCAACAAGAAAACGAUAUGGACUGGGAGGAAGAAAUAGUAUUGAAAGAGUGUCGAGAAACCACAAAAAUCGCACAGUUCGGGUCACAGCGGCCGAGAGAGCGGGCGAGGGAAUCCGAGGCGCAGAGCAACCCGCGGAUCGUGACUUCAACAACAAUUUGGACAUCAUCAAGGCAGAAGUUCAGAUGCAAUUCAAAAAAAUCAUAGCAGAGGAGGUCGCCAAGAUGACGGCCCAGUUGACCGAAGAACUGUCGCAAGCGCGAGACCAGCUUACCCGAGCCUGCCGUGAGCUCGAGGACACUAGACUGCAGCUUCAAGCCAUGAAGGAGGCUCAAGAAGCCCCUUUGGUUUGGCCUGCAUAUUCUGACGUCGCCCGACGUACUCCUCCUGCCAGCAUCCCGACCCCGGCCUCCUCCACAGGCCGAGCGGCGACGCCAGAACCAGCAUUCUGCACGGUGGACAUGACCAGGGUGCCAGAGGAACACAUCGGAGAGGCUACACCGGUGGCCCUUCGCAAGCUCAUCGAGAACGAAAUGCGAGCGCCUGGCGACCAACCCAAGUGGCGUUGCGUUGCCGUCACUAGAGACAGGUCACAGAGGAAACAUCAACCGCACUAGGAUCCUCGGCAGGAACGAAGAGGAAGUCAAGAAGAUCAAGG